Peromyscus eremicus (cactus mouse) is the source of this 4161-nucleotide messenger RNA. RefSeq names its product CCR4-NOT transcription complex subunit 6 (gene Cnot6). Lineage: Eukaryota; Metazoa; Chordata; Mammalia; Rodentia; Cricetidae. Gene Ontology annotation, cellular component: cytoplasm; nucleus; CCR4-NOT complex. The record is from RefSeq and is a predicted model, not a curated record. Bases 211 to 2034 code for a protein of 607 amino acids. Gene Ontology annotation, biological process: nuclear-transcribed mRNA poly(A) tail shortening. Gene Ontology annotation, molecular function: protein binding; poly(A)-specific ribonuclease activity. The transcript is spliced from 13 exons.
GGCGGCUCGUGGGGGUCCGGGCGGCCGAGGCGGGCGGCCGAGGAGCGGCGCCUGAGGAGGGGGAACAAAGAGCGGCGGCUGAGGCGGCGGCGGCGCUGCAGCAGCGGGCGGGACUGGUAUGGUGGUUCCACAGGGCAGACCCCGCUGCACUCACCGGGAGGAGGCGGCGGCAGCGGCGGCGGCGGAGGAAGGCGGCGCAGCUCGAGAGGCAUGCCCAAAGAAAAAUACGAGCCCCCUGACCCUCGGAGGAUGUAUACAAUUAUGUCCUCUGAGGAAGCAGCAAAUGGAAAGAAAUCACAUUGGGCAGAGCUUGAAAUAAGUGGCAAAGUAAAAACUUUAAGUUCAUCUUUGUGGUCACUAACUCACUUGACAGCUUUGCAUCUGAGUGACAAUUCACUAUCCUGUAUCCCUUCAGAAAUUGCCAAGCUUCACAAUCUGGUAUAUCUGGACCUGUCCCAUAACCAAAUCCAGAGUUUACCGGCAGAACUCGGAAACAUGGUAUCACUCAGGGAGCUCCGUUUAAAUUACAACCAGUUACGAGUUCUACCUUUUGAGCUGGGAAAACUGUUUCGGUUGCAGACUUUAAGCCUGAAAGGAAAUCCACUUACCCAAGAUAUAUUGAACCUCUGUCUGGAGCCAGAUGGAACAAGAAGGCUACUGAAUUACUUGCUCGAUAAUUUGUCAGGUACUGCAAAAAGAAUUUCAACAGAACAACCACCUCCAAGAUCUUGGAUCAUGUUACAAGAACCAGACAGAACAAGGCCAACGGCCUUGUUUUCUGUCAUGUGCUAUAAUGUUCUUUGUGAUAAAUAUGCGACCCGGCAGUUAUACGGCUACUGUCCAUCGUGGGCACUAAAUUGGGACUACAGGAAAAAGGCCAUUAUUCAAGAAAUCUUGAGCUGCAAUGCUGAUAUUAUAAGUCUUCAGGAGGUCGAAACAGAGCAGUAUUACAGUUUUUUUCUGGUAGAACUGAAAGAACGUGGCUAUAAUGGAUUCUUCAGUCCUAAGUCUAGAGCUAGGACAAUGUCGGAACAAGAAAGAAAGCAUGUUGAUGGCUGUGCAAUAUUCUUCAAGACAGAAAAAUUUACUUUGGUUCAGAAACACACUGUUGAAUUUAACCAGUUAGCUAUGGCGAAUUCGGAAGGGUCUGAAGCUAUGCUGAACAGAGUCAUGACGAAAGAUAACAUUGGAGUUGCAGUACUGCUAGAACUUCGAAAGGAAUUGAUUGAAAUGUCAUCUGGAAAACCACAUCUGGGAACAGAAAAACAACUUAUUCUUGUGGCUAAUGCUCAUAUGCAUUGGGACCCUGAAUACUCGGAUGUGAAGUUGGUGCAAACUAUGAUGUUCCUCUCGGAAGUGAAGAAUAUUAUUGAUAAAGCUUCUCGGAGCCUAAAAUCCAGUGUAUUGGGAGAAUGUGGAACUAUUCCACUUGUGUUAUGUGCAGAUCUGAAUUCUUUGCCAGACUCUGGUGUUGUAGAGUAUUUGAGCACCGGUGGAGUAGAAACAAAUCAUAAAGACUUUAAGGAACUGAGAUACAAUGAAAGUCUUACAAACUUCAGCUGUAAUGGGAAGAAUGGUAUGACCAAUGGAAGGAUCACUCAUGGUUUCAAGUUAAAGAGUGCCUAUGAGAAUGGCCUGAUGCCUUACACGAAUUACACAUUUGAUUUCAAGGGUAUAAUUGACUACAUCUUCUAUUCUAAACCUCAGCUGAAUACUUUAGCCAUCCUGGGACCUCUGGACCACCAUUGGCUAGUUGAAAAUAAUAUCAGCGGCUGCCCACAUCCACUUAUUCCCUCGGACCACUUCUCACUUUUUGCACAAUUGGAGCUCUUACUGCCUCUCCUGCCACAAGUUAAUGGCAUUCACCUUCCUGGCAGGAGUCGUUGGUUCUCUCAAAAUCAGAUGAAUUCAGAGGGAACUUGUCUGGCUGCUUUUGUUUCAACUGCAGGCAGUGGAGCAGAAGGACGCCGCGUGGCACUAAAUGAACUGUUGAGUAGUAACAGUUUUAUACAGAGACUGAGCCAUUUUGGAUGACUCAAAAUUUUAUGAGAAAACAUUUAAUUGCUUAUGCUGUUUUUAAGAGGAAAUAAAAUUACAUGCUGUUUAAAUAAAUGAAAUUUUUUUUCUUUUUAAGAAAUUCUGUAAAAGGUCUUGAUCUUGAAUCUGUCUUGGACCUUGUUUUUCCUUUAAGGUUUUUGUUUUGUUUUGUUUGUGUUUAAUCUUAAUUAUGAAGGUGGGUUUGUUUGUUUGUUUGUUUGUGGGUUUUCUCUUCUUUCAAGUUACGUUGGCACCAAACACGUCCAGUUUGUAAUCAACACUGGUGUAGAACCAGUACAUAACUUCUAAUGGCUUUUUGUUUCUUCUGUGUGUGUCUUUCUCUCUGUCUCUCUGUCUUUCUCUUGUAAAGUGUGAAUAUAAGAUGUGUUUGACUUGAUUUUCAUAAAUACUGUGUUGGUAGUGUGCAUCAUGACAAUUUCCAGUGAGGAGGAACUGGAGCUGGUUGGACUGAUGGGGCUGAGGAGCCACUUUCCCUGUGACCUGCUUAGAGAACCACAGGUCCAGAGAGCGUGGCGUGAGGAGCCGAGAAGAGCACUUACUCAUUUUUACAUUUGUUACCGGAAGAUGUAUUCUUUCCAUGGAUGCUGGAACUAGAGUGCACUUGUUAGAUGCUAAAGGUUUGAGCUUUACACAAAACGUUUCAUCUGUAUUCAUUACUGUCUACAAUAUAUUUGCAUUUGGGGGCAGCAUAGUAAGAUAUAAUUGCCUAUUAUGUCUUGAAGUACUUGUUUUGCCUCUUCUGGGCAUAAUGCAUUCUGUGGGUCAUUUGGACAUCUCCACCUUGUUUAGAUAGUGAUAAGUUGACCGAGAGUGUAGAUUUACAAGUAUAACCUUCAAAAGAAAAAUAUUUUGAAUCUAUAGAGAAUAAAUGUUCACACCAAAAUAGACUGAUACUUUUGUUAAGCAAGGUUUUAUGUUUUAAAUGCUUUGUGUCCAAAAUAACUUCCAAGAACCUAUACUCCUUAAAAUGCAUAAAACUAGUCUGUUUUCAUAAUGUAGAUUAUUUUUGAAAAAUUCUGUAAUAAAUAUAUGUAAUGUUUUGCUAUAAUGUAAUUUCAGUGUUCUUGCUGAUAAAUACAUCUUAGUGUUUUACAAAAUGUUUGGAAUAUGUUUCCUGUUCUAAAGAUGAGAAGAUUGGAGGCACUCAAAUCCUUGUAAAACUUUUGAAGCACAGUUUACAUACAGUACUGGUAAUUAUUUAUGCUUUGAGAAUUUAAAUGUUCAUUGAAAUUAAUUUAUGGCAUAGUAUAAAUUGAAGUUGUAGAAGUAAAUUGUUGCUGCAACUUUAAUAAUCCCAGAACACAGGCAGAAGAACAUCUCCAAGAAAUUUGUUUUUGUUUGUACUUUGAUUUGAUUUGGUGACAACCAGGAAAGCUUAUUUUGUAUUAGCACUUUGAAACCUAAAGACAUAAUUAAAUUGGGUAGAAUGCACUUCUAAAUCUUUAAAUUAUAGUUGAAACCUCUUAAGAUUCCAUUUUCCAAUAACAUUCAUGGUUUAGAGUUCCACUUUUUCACUAUUUAAACUACAGAACUCGUUUCCAUCAUGACUUUUAAGUUUGGUGGUCAUGUCAUAGGACAAAGCCAACCCAGGCAAGACAAUUAGGAGUUUGUCUUGGGAUGAGUCAGUCACAAUAUCCAGUACAGGUGUUGCAGAUAAUUUAGAGGACAUAAGCAGGUGUCCUCCAACCGUAAGCAGUAUUUUAAGAUGUUCUCUUUGUUCCUUUUGGUUACAUAAAUCUUAAAAAAUGGUAUGUUGAUGUAGUGUCUAAAAUAGUCUUUAUCCACAGUACAUUAUAUUGUGUAAUGCACUGGACUAACUCUUGUUUACCAUUCAUGUAACAAAACCCAGCACACUAUCUGCACUAAGCUCAAGAAUGUCACAUCUGCAUAGGCAGCUCUUUGAUAAGGGUGAUGAGAAGCUGAAUUUACACCAUAUCAACUGGUGGUAACAAGGGCUUUUAUUGUUCUUUUCAGUGGAAUCUUCUUGGUCAAAUUGUAACUAGCUAGUAUUAUAUUUAUAUACAGGGUCUCUUUUCCUUACCGAUGUAUUUUCCUACUCAUAGCCAACCAAUAAAUUCAAUAUCUGUUUAAAAUAUUUUAAAA